AUGGUAGUCCAAAUCUGUAUCAUCUUUUUUUUUGUUUUCCUUUACUUUGGUUUCAUUUGGAAGAUCAAUUGGAUCCAAGUAAGUGAAUAAAUUAAUUAAAGAAAAAAAUACAUCUAUUCACAUGAAUUUUCGACUUACGAAUUGGACAAAAAAAAGGAUCUGACGCACCAAAAUAGCAAAACCUCGGCAAGGUGUCGAAUGAGCAAGAGCCGAAAAAUCGGCAGAUUGCCGCCGGUCUACCCAAAUGGCUGGUUCGGACUACUGGACAGCUUGGCAUUGCGAAAAGGUCAAGUUAAACAUGUUGCGGCGCUCGGUCAGAAUUUCGCUGUUUUCAGAACUAAAAGCGGAGCUGUGCGGAUUUUAGACACCUACUGCCCGCACCUCGGGGCAAAUAUGGCCGAAGGCGGGCGCGUCGUGGGUGAAGAGUUGGAGUGCCCCUUUCAUCUCUGGCGUUUUUGCGGCGAAUCUGGCCAGUGCACCAGCAUCCCGUAUACGGAAAAAAUUCCAAUAAAUGCAAGAACAAAAGUAUGGGAGUGCACGGAGGCCAACGGCGUGAUUUUUGUCUGGUAUCACGCAGAGUCGGCUUCCCCUAGUUGGUGGCCAAAGCCGAUCGAGAAAAUCGCCGAUGGCUCUUGGAAGUAUCAAGGAAGGAACGAAUUCCACUUCAAUUGCCACAUCCAGGAGAUACCGGAAAACGGUGCCGACUGGGCGCAUCUGAACUCCCUUCACGGCCAAUUUAUAAUAACCAACGGCCUUUUAUCGAAGCUCGUCAAACAUACGUGGACCGAUGCUUCCUGGUCGGCCCAUUGUAACGAAGAUUUUUCCAACGGGACUGAUAAACGUCAGAGCAAUAAGGAGCAGAGGCACAGAGCAACGAGUUUCCUCCAACAUGAGCUGGUCUUGUUUGACAAAUACAAAAUUUUAAAAUUGAACGUGGUGGCGGAUCAAAUCGGACCUGGUUACGUUGAGCUUUUCCUAGAUUCUUCCUUGGGGCCCUUAUUUAUCGUUCAGACGGUGACGCCAGUGCAGCCACUGACCCAAAGAGUGACUCACCUCAUAUUUUCCCCGAUGCUACUUGCUCCCUACGCCAGGAUGAUCUUUGUUGGCGAGUGCUUGCAGUUUGUGAGGGACGCUAAAAUCUGGAGUCACAAGAAGUACGUGGACAACCCGAUUCUGAUCAAAGAAGAGAAGUCGAUCAACGCCUAUCGCAGAUGGUACAAGCAGUUUUACACUGAAAACAGCCCUACGUAUGAUUCCUGCAGAGAGUCACUUGACUGGUAG
Copidosoma floridanum is the source of this 1281-nucleotide messenger RNA. RefSeq names its product cholesterol 7-desaturase nvd (gene nvd). Gene Ontology annotation, biological process: cholesterol metabolic process. Gene Ontology annotation, cellular component: cytoplasm. The record is from RefSeq and is a predicted model, not a curated record. Lineage: Eukaryota; Metazoa; Arthropoda; Insecta; Hymenoptera; Encyrtidae. Gene Ontology annotation, molecular function: 2 iron, 2 sulfur cluster binding; oxidoreductase activity.